AUGGCACAAGAAAGAGUCACUAGCUACAACAAGAACAAAUCACCUGUCUCAGCUGGAGAAGGAAUUCAAACUGAGGGGGGAUUUGUAGCCGUCAUAUCAGGAGGCCUCGCCUCGGGACAAAGAGACUAUGCUCGGAGACUAGGGCAAGAGCCUUUUGUUGCUAGUUGGUUUGGUUCACUUGCUCGUUUCAUUGGUGUCCGCGCUUCAAUUAGACGGAUAGAUGAAAUUCUCGGUCAUUUGAGCAAGAAUGCUUUUGAUAGAACAUAUACCCGUUGGGUUUGGCAUGGGGAAAACUUUGAAGGAACUCGUACAAGUGAUUCUGGGAACGAUGUUCAUGAUGUUCAUGAAGGUCCUGAUGUUAAUGACAUCCCUAAUGCUAAAGAGGGUGAUAGGUUAGGAGACAUGAUACGUGCAUCUCAAGAUAAGUUCGCUGAAAAUCCUGCCACAUUUGAGGGGGUGUUAAAAGAUUUCGAAACACCCUUAUAUCCAGGUUGCAGCAAGUAUACAAGAUUAUCUAGUAUACUUAGAUUAUAUAAUGUGAAGGCAUGUCAUGGUUUAACGGAUCAAUGUUUUGAUGAAGUACUUGAAGUUUUCAAAGACAUGCUUCCUGAUGAUAAUGUCUUGGCAAGUGGUGCAUAUGAGGCUAAAAAGAUAUUGAUCCCGAUGGGCUUGCCAUACGAGAAAAUUCAUGCUUGUCCUAACGAUUGCGUACUCUAUCGAAAUGAGCGUGAAUCAUUAAAGAAUUGCCCAGUAUGCAAUGCCUCGCGAUACAAGGAGAAGGAAGGAGUGUCGGCUAAGUGGAGGUUUAUUGAUGGAAAAUACCCCGAGUUUCGUAAAGAAAAACGGAACCUACGCCUUGCACUUUCAACUGAUGGUAUGAAUCCAUUUGGUUCUCUUAGUAGCAUGCAUAGUACUUGGCCAGUGAUUUUGGUUACUUACAACCUACCACCUUCGUUCUGCAUGAAAAGAAAGUACAUGAUGCUUACAUUGUUAAUUUCCAGGCCAAAACAGCCGGGAAAUGACAUUGAUGUGUACUUGGCUCCCCUCAUUGAUGAUUUGAAGAUAUUAUGGGAAAAAGGUGUCAGAGUUUUUGAUGCGCAUCAAAAUGAGACCUUUAAUCUGAGAGCAAUGUUGUUUUGCACCAUCCAAGAUUUUCCGGCUUAUGGUAAUCUUUCUGGGUAUACUGUGAAAGGGAAAACUGCUUGUCCCAUAUGUGAGGAUCGUAUGAAGGGAAAGUGGCUAAAGAAUUCUAAGAAGAUGGUUUACUUUGAUCAUCGUCCAUUUUUUCCCUGUGAUCAUCCAUACCGCAAGCAAAAAAAGGCUUUUAAUGGGAAACAAGAAUUCAAAAAACGUCCAAGAGACUUGAGUGGGGAGGAGGUGUUUCAAAAGGUUAAGGACAUCCAGAUAACCUUUGGGAAGAAAUCUAGAGCAGGUAUUUCUAAGCAGGGGUACAAGAAAUGUUCUGACUUCUGGCGCUUACCCUAUUGGAAACACUUAUUUGUCAGACAUUGUUUAGAUAUAAUGCAUAUUGAGAAGAAUGUGUGUGAUAGCUUGAUUGGCACACUGUUGAAUGUUCCUGGGAAGACAAAAGACGGUGAAAAUGCUCGAUAUGACUUGAAGGAUAUGGGAAUUAGAAGUGAACUCCACGUUGUUGAGGGAAAACCCAAGAAAUACCUUCCUCCCGCAGCUUAUACAUUGUCACGAAAAGAGAAAAAAGUGUUAUAUGAAUCCUUAGCUGGAGUGAAAGUUCCAGAGGGUUUUUCUUAA
Messenger RNA from Spinacia oleracea (spinach), 1767 nucleotides. RefSeq lists its product as uncharacterized. NCBI's taxonomy places the organism in Eukaryota, Viridiplantae, Streptophyta, Magnoliopsida, Caryophyllales, Amaranthaceae. The record is from RefSeq and is a predicted model, not a curated record. The transcript is spliced from 4 exons. The coding region runs from base 1 to 1767 and encodes 588 amino acids.